AGACCUUUGGUUUGUGAGCAUUGGUUGAAGGAGAUAACCAAGAGAAGUUGCAGAAAAUCCUACUUCGAAAUAUCCUGCAGUGGAAUUGUAACUGAAGAAUAUCGCAUAAUCAAGUUCAAACAGAGAGAGAAAGACAUCAGGAGAUAGAAAUGUACCAGCAUCAAGGAAAGAACAUCCAUUCUUCUUCAAGAAAUUCAAUCCCUCCUGAAAGACAUCUGUUCCUGCAAGUUGGGAAUGGCCCUGGGGAUUCUGGACUUGUCCUCUCAACUGAUGCAAAGCCUAGACUAAAGUGGACACCUGAUCUUCACGAGCGGUUCAUAGAAGCAGUAAAUCAGCUUGGAGGAGCAGACAAGGCCACUCCAAAAACAGUUAUGAAACUUAUGGGAAUUCCUGGACUUACCUUGUAUCACCUAAAGAGUCAUCUUCAGAAGUACAGACUCAGCAAGAACCUCCAUGGACAAGCUAAUAGUGGGAGCAACAAGAGUGGUACUGUUGCUGUGGUGGGAGAUAGAAUGCCUGAAGUAAAUGCAACCCACAUUAACAAUCUAAGCAUCGGAUCACAAACAAAUAAAAGCUUACAUUUCAGUGAAGCACUACAGGUGCAAAUUGAAGUGCAAAGAAGGCUACAUGAACAGCUUGAGGUGCAGAGACAUUUACAGCUCCGCAUAGAAGCACAAGGAAAAUACCUGCAGUCAGUGCUAGAGAAAGCCCAGGAAACACUUGGAAGGCAAAAUUUAGGUACGGUGGGACUUGAAGCUGCCAAAGUUCAACUCUCUGAACUGGUGUCCAAAGUGUCCUCUAAAUGCCUGAAUUCUGCAUUUUCGGAGCUGAAAGAUCUGCAGGGUCUGUGCCCACAGCAAACACAACCGACCCAUCCCAAUGAUUGUUCAAUGGACAGCUGCCUGACCUCCAUUGAAGGGUCACAAAAGGAGCAAGAAAUACACAACACUGGAAUGGGGUUGAGGCCCUAUAAUGCUCUCUUGGAGCCAAAAGUGAUUGCAGGAGAACAUGCGCUACAACAAACUGAACUCAAGUGGGGUGAAGACCAAAGAGAUAACAAAAUGUUCCUCAGCUCAAUGAAAAAUGAUACAGAAAGGAGAACCUUUUCAGCAGAAAGAAGCUGCAGUAAUCUAUCCAUCGGUGUCGGACUCCAAGGAGAAAGGGGGAACGUGAGCAGUAGCUUUGCUGAGGCAAGAUUUAAGGGAAGGAGGGAGGAUGACAGCUUCCAAGAUAAGACUAGCAGAAGGAUAGAUGCAAUUAAACUAGAGAACGAGAAAUUGUCCCCGGGGUAUAGGUUACCUUACUAUGCUACUAAGCUGGAUCUGAAUUCCCACGGUGAAAUUGAUGCUGCUUCAGGUUGCAGGCAGCUCGACUUGAACGGUUUCAGCUGGAACUGAGAAGGUUCACAUAGGGUAAAAGUCGAUCAGGGGAUGAUCCACCAAGGCAGGAUAAAAGUCAACAUGAAAACAUUUUGCUUUCUCUUUCGGGCCAAUAGGCUAGGAAACAAUCACUUAAAUCUCAGUUGAAUAAGUUGCACCAGCAGAUGUAGCUUGCACUAUAAUGUAAAUCAAUCCAACAAGUGUAGCCUUUCUAUCUUAUAUAUCAUUUAAGAGCUAAUGAAUUACAGGUCCAGAAAUGGAAACAUUUAACUAA
Messenger RNA from Populus nigra (black poplar), 1653 nucleotides. Its product is annotated as myb-related protein 2-like. Lineage: Eukaryota; Viridiplantae; Streptophyta; Magnoliopsida; Malpighiales; Salicaceae. The transcript has 7 exons. Gene Ontology annotation, molecular function: DNA binding; DNA-binding transcription factor activity. Bases 150 to 1397 code for a protein of 415 amino acids. The record is from RefSeq and is a predicted model, not a curated record.